Oryzias melastigma (Indian medaka) is the source of this 4149-nucleotide messenger RNA. RefSeq names its product NACHT, LRR and PYD domains-containing protein 12-like. Lineage: Eukaryota; Metazoa; Chordata; Actinopteri; Beloniformes; Adrianichthyidae. The transcript is spliced from 10 exons. The coding region runs from base 287 to 3445 and encodes 1052 amino acids. The record is from RefSeq and is a predicted model, not a curated record. Gene Ontology annotation, molecular function: protein binding.
CUGAUAUCAGACUGAAGAACACGCAAGGUCUCUCUCUCUCUCUUUCAUAUCAUCAAACUCAGGUUUCUGAUUACGGCUAGGAGAGUAAAUUAAUCUUCGCAAACAGGGCGGAGCUCUGUUCAGGUGUUCUUGAAUCAGGAAUGAGAAAGUUGAGAGUUUUCUUCCAUAUCAGGGCAGACAGAGCAGGAGGGGACAGUCAGAGAGGCUCCAACUUUCAUUUUCUUCUUCACAAUGAAGGUAGAAGGUGUGUGUGAGCUGAUCCAGUGGAUCCAGUGAAUCCAGCAGCAUGGAUCAGUGUGAGGACACACAGGAGGGAGCCCCUCCCUCUAAAAGCACAAUGUGUGGGGAAGAUGGGAGCCAGAGCAAAGCUCAGAGGAACCAACCUGGACCUGAAUAUGAACCCAGCUGUGUGUCCUUCAGGAGUGACAGGUCAAAGGAUUAUGGUAUUAACUUCAAAGACAGUAGUUCAGGAGUGGAACAAGUGGACCAGCAGAGCUCAGAGACUCCCAGUGGUCAGUCUGUCCAUCAGAAUCAAACACAGCUGGACUCCAUAUUUCUGCUGCUGGAGGACAACAUUGUUACUUUUGUGAAGAAGGAGCUGAAGAAGAUCCAGAAGAUUCUGAGUCAGAGGGAGGAUGAUGAGGAACUGGAGGAUGAAGAUGAAGAACAGAGGAGCAACAGAGAGUCACUGAGGAAGAUCACAGAGAACUUCCUGAGGAGAAUGAAGCAGGAGGAGCUGGCUGAUCGACUGCAGAACAAACCUUCUGCUGCAGUUUGUCGACAUCAAGUCCAAUCUAGCUUGAAGAAGAAGUUCCAAUGUGUGUUUGAGGGAAUCACUAAAGAAGGAAACCCAACCCUUCUGAAUGAGAUCUACACAGAGCUCUACAUCACAGAGGGAGGAACGGGAGAGCUGAAUGAAGAACAUGAGGUCAGACAGAUUGAAGCAGCAUCCAGGAAAGCAGACAGAGCAGAAACCAGCAUCAGACAAGAAGAGCUCUUUCAACUCCCAGCUGGAAGACAAGAACCAAUCAGAACCGUGAUGACAAAGGGAGUGGCUGGCAUCGGGAAAACAGUCUUAACACAGAAGUUCACUCUGGACUGGGCUGAAGGCGAAGCCAACCAGAACAUCCACUUCAUAUUUCCAUUCACUUUCAGAGAGCUGAAUGUGCUGAAAGAGGAGAAGUUCAGCUUGGUGGAACUUGUUCAUCACUUCUUCCCUGAAACCAAAGCAGCAGGAAUCUGCAGCUUUGAAGACUUCCAGAUCAUCUUCAUCUUUGAUGGUCUGGAUGAAUGUCGACUUCCUCUGGACUUCCACAAGACUCAGAUCCUAACUGACCCUAGAAAGUCCACCUCAGUGGGUGAUCUGCUGACAAACCUCAUCAGGGGGAACCUGCUUCCCUCUGCUCGCCUCUGGAUAACCACACGACCUGCAGCAGCCAAUCAGAUCCCUGCUGACUGUGUUGACAUGGUGACAGAGAUCAGAGGGUUCAAUGAGCCACAGAAGGAGGAGUACUUCAGGAAGAGAUUCAGAGAUGUAGAUCAGUCCAGAAGGAUCAUCUCCCACAUCAAGAGAUCCCGAAGCCUCCACAUCAUGUGCCACAUCCCAGUCUUCUGCUGGAUCACUGCUACAGUUCUGGAGGAUCUGCUGAAGAGCAUAGAGGGAGGAGAGCUGCCCAAGAGCCUGACUGAGAUGUACAUCCACUUCCUGGUGGUUCAGGCCAAAGUCAAGAAGGUCAAGUAUAAUGGAGGAGCUGAGACAGAUCCUCACUGGAGUCCAGAGAACAGGAAGAUGAUGGAGUCUCUGGGAAAACUGGCUUUUGAGCAGCUGCAGAAAGGAAACCUGAUCUUCUAUGAAUCCGACCUGACAGAGUGUGGCAUCGAUAUCAGAGCAGCCUCAGUGUACUCAGGAGUGUUCACACAGAUCUUUAGAGAGGAGACUGGACUGUACCAGGACAAGGUGUUCUGCUUCAUCCAUCUGAGUGUUCAGGAGUUUCUUGCUGCUCUUCAUGUCCACCUGACCUUCAUCAACUCUGGAGUUAAUCUCAUGGAGGAAAAGCAGAAGAUGUCAGUCCAGUUCUACCAGAGUGCUGUGAACAAAGCUUUACAGAGUCCAAAUGGACACCUGGACUUGUUCCUCCGCUUCCUCCUGGGUCUUUCACUGCAGACCAAUAUGAAUCUCCUACAAGGUCUUCUGACACAGACAGGAAGUAGCUCACAGACCAGUCAGGAAACAGUCCAGUACAUCAAGAAGAAGUUCAGUGAGAAUCUGUCUGCAGAGAAAAGCAUCAACCUGUUCCACUGUCUGAAUGAACUGAAUGAUGGUUCUCUAGUGGAGGAGAUCCAACAGUCCCUGAGUUCAGGACGUCUCUCCACAGAUGAACUGUCUCCUGCUCAGUGGUCAGCUCUGGUCUUCAUCUUACUGUCAUCAGAUGAAGAUCUGGAAGAGUUUGACCUGAAGAAAUACUCUGCUUCAGAGGAGGCUCUUCUGAGGCUGCUGCCAGUGAUCAAAGCCUCCAACAAAGCUAUAAUGGGUGGCUGUAAUCUGUCAGAGAGAAGCUGUGCAGCUCUGUCUUCAGUUCUCAGCUCUCAGUCCUCCAGUCUCAGGGAUCUGGACCUGCGUAACAACAACCUGCAGGAUUCAGGAGUGAAGCUUCUGUCUGCUGGACUGGAGAGUCCACACUGUAAACUGGAGACUCUCAGCCUGUCAGGUUGUCUGAUCACAGAGGAAGGCUGUGCUUCUCUGGCUUCAGCUCUGAAGUCCAACCCCUCCCAUCUGAGAGAGCUGGACCUGAGCUACAAUCAUCCAGGAGAGGCUGGAAUUAAGCUGCUUUCUGCUGCACUGGAGGAUCCAGACUGGAGACUGGACACUCUCAGGACGGAGCCUGCUGGAGUCCAAUGGCUGACUCCAGGUCUGAGAAAGUAUUCCUGUCGCCUCACAAUCGACACAAACACAGUGAACAGAAACCUCAAACUGUCUGACAACAACAGGAAGGUGACCUUUGAGGAGGAGCUUCAGUCAUAUCCUGAUCAUCCAGACAGAUUUGAUCACUGGUAUCAGCUGCUGUGCAGAGAUGGUCUGACUGGUCGCUGUUACUGGGAGGUUGAGUUGACAAAUAGAGUUUCCAUAUCAGUGAGUUACAGAGGAAUCAGAAGAAAAUUAAACACUAAUGAUGGUUUGCUUGGACAGAACAAUCUGUCCUGGGGUCUGUUCUACUCUGAUUAUGAUGGUUUCUAUGCCUGGCACAAUAACAAAAUGACAUCAAUCUGCUCUUCUUCCUCCUCCUCUCUCAGAGUAGCAGUCUAUGUGGACUAUCCUACUGGAACUCUUUCCUUCUUCAGAGUUUCUAAUGACUCACUGAUCCACCUUCACACUUUCAACACCACAUUCACUGAACCUCUUUACCCUGGAUUUGGGUUCUGGCCUGGUUCCUCAAUAGUUCUGUAAUAAGUUCAGUCUUAAUGUUCUGGUUCUGUUAGAGGAAACCAGAUGGUCUGAUGGUUAGUCAUGUUUCUUUUUGUUAUUGUUGUUUUUGAACUCUCACAAAGGAGAAUGAGAUGAUUACACACUAGAUAUAUAAUAUAUCUGUAAAAACUACAGGCAUGAAGCCCAAUGAGGCAAAUUGAAUUUGUGAUAUUGGGCUAUAUAAAUAAAAUUGAAUUGAAUUGAAUUGAAUUGAAUUGAAUAUAGACUAUUCCCCUACCCCUCCGGCUUCUCCUUACCCUCCAAUUGUAGGGGAAUUUGGAGGGGUAGGGGUACCUGAAAUUGUUUUUUAAGGGUAACGCGUGGGUCGAUCCUUAUUGCGCUGUGUCCCCAAGGAGAAACACAUUUCUUCAUGUGGGUGUUUUCUGAAUAGGGCUGUAACGAGUAUCGGGGUGCUCGGGUAUUCGCGAUCUGCUCCCAAAAUUUUGAGUAUGAAUACUCGCGACAUCCAAGAUCGCUGAUUCGCAAUCUUUAUAAAUGUAGUAAAUUGUAGCAAAAUGUGAUCAAAAUAUCAAUUGGUGACAAUGUAUUUUUGCUCUGGAAUGCAGAUUAAUGUCAGAUUUUGAGUUUACAAACUAAAAUUAAGCUGAAAGAGCCGCCGUACUUCCAACGGAAGUAAACACAUCUUCGUGGCGGUGAUGCUUCAGGUUUUAAAAAGUAAAACUAGC